AAAGGGAGUGAAAUACACCAGCCUUGCCUGAAUAUAAUCAGCCACACACCAUGGUUUUCCUUCCUGGAAAUGCAUCUGAUUGCUCCAACUGCACUCACUCUGUGGAGCCUGUGAACAUUUCAAGGGCCAUUUUACUAGGCAUUAUUCUAGGAGGGCUGAUUAUUUUUGGGGUAUUGGGUAACAUUCUGGUUAUCCUCUCUGUAGCCUGCCACAGACAUCUUCAGAGUGUUACCCACUACUAUAUAAUCAACCUAGCUAUAGCUGACCUCCUCUUGACUUCCACUGUCCUGCCUUUCUCAGCUACCAUGGAGAUUUUGGGCUACUGGGCCUUCGGAAGGAUCUUCUGCAACAUCUGGGCAGCUGUCGAUGUCCUUUGCUGCACUGCUUCCAUUAUGGGCCUCUGUAUCAUCUCGAUAGACAGAUACAUCGGAGUGAGCUACCCACUGAGAUACCCCAGUAUAGUGACAAAGAAAAGAGGACUCCUGGCUUUGUUUUGUGUUUGGGCAUUGUCUCUGGUGAUAUCGAUUGGACCUCUUUUUGGCUGGAAGGAACCAGCACCAGAAGAUGAGAGCAUUUGUCAGAUCACUGAAGAGCCCGGCUACGUGCUGUUCUCUGCUCUGGGCUCCUUCUACCUCCCCUUGGCUAUCAUCUUGGUGAUGUACUGCCGAGUGUAUGUAGUGGCCAGAAGGGAAAGCAGAGGCCUGACUUCUGGCCUGAAGACUGAGAAAUCUCAUUCUGAAGAAGUGACUCUACGGAUCCAUCGUAAAAAUGCUCCUGAAGCAAGUAGGUCUGCAUCUAACUCCAAGAGCAAGCAUCAUUUCUCAGUGCGCCUUCUCAAAUUCUCCAGGGAAAAGAAAGCUGCCAAGACCCUGGGAAUAGUUGUAGGAUGUUUUAUUUUGUGCUGGCUUCCGUUUUUUGUGGUAAUGCCUAUUGGUUCUUUCUUUCCUGCAAUCAAACCCCCGGACACACUUUUUAAAAUAACAUUUUGGCUUGGCUAUUUAAACAGCUGCAUCAACCCCAUAAUCUACCCGUGCUCAAGUCAAGAGUUUAAGAAGGCGUUCCAAAAUGUGCUCAGAGCCCCGUGUCUUCCAAGAAAGCAAACAACAAAGAAGCAAUCCCCAAAUUUCAACAUCAACCACCCCGCUAGCCAAAGCGUGGAGCGUCACAAAGGUGUGGUCCGUAUCCCUGUUGGCUCGGGCGAAACCUUCUAUAGGAUUUCCAAGUCCGAUGGGGUCUGUGAAUGGAAGCUGUUCUCUACUGCGCAAAGCAUGCCGACAAAACGUGCUGACAAAUCUAGCUGUGCUGCUGCCAAAGUGAAAAGCAAAGGUUUCCUACAGGAAUGCUGCUGUGCAGGCACUUCAGGAAAUAUUCUCCAGGAAAAUCGUGAAGUGCCAACCAUUAAAAUACAUACCAUCUCCCUCAGUGAAAAUGGGGAGGACGUCUAGAGG
Messenger RNA from Tinamus guttatus (white-throated tinamou), 1448 nucleotides. RefSeq names its product adrenoceptor alpha 1A (gene ADRA1A). The record is from RefSeq and is a predicted model, not a curated record. NCBI's taxonomy places the organism in Eukaryota, Metazoa, Chordata, Aves, Tinamiformes, Tinamidae. Gene Ontology annotation, cellular component: plasma membrane. Gene Ontology annotation, molecular function: alpha1-adrenergic receptor activity. Gene Ontology annotation, biological process: regulation of cardiac muscle contraction; phospholipase C-activating G protein-coupled receptor signaling pathway; adenylate cyclase-activating adrenergic receptor signaling pathway.